This is a messenger RNA of Arabidopsis arenosa, 2052 nucleotides long. NCBI's taxonomy places the organism in Eukaryota, Viridiplantae, Streptophyta, Magnoliopsida, Brassicales, Brassicaceae. The record is from the annotation of a GenBank genome assembly.
AAAAUCAGAGACAAGGAGGAGGAGGAGAUUAGGAAGAUCGAUUUGAACAAUCUCGAUUGAACAAGAUGUCGACUCUGUCAGCUGCCAGGGCAGAUAACUUUUACUAUCCCCCAGAAUGGACUCCGGAUCAAGGUUCCUUGAACAAGUUUCAAGGACAGCAUCCUCUGAGAGAGAGGGCAAAGAAAAUUGGCGAGGGAAUUUUGGUCAUAAGGUUCGAGAUGCCCUAUAAUAUAUGGUGUGGUGGCUGCAAUUCUAUGAUCGCCAAGGGUGUUCGAUUUAAUGCAGAAAAGAAGCAAGUUGGGAACUAUUAUUCUACAAAGAUAUGGAGCUUUGCAAUGAAAUCACCAUGCUGUAAACAUGAGAUAGUCAUUCAGACAGAUCCUCAGAACUGCGAGUAUGUAAUCACUAGUGGUGCCCAGAAGAAGGUUGAGGAAUAUGAAGCAGAAGAUGCAGAAACCAUGGAGCUCACUGCUGAGCAAGAGAAGGGAAAGCUUGCAGACCCCUUUUAUCGUCUAGAGCACCAGGAAGUAGAUUUACAGAAGAAGAAAGCAGCAGAACCGCUUUUGGUCCGUCUCCAGCGAGUCUCAGAUGCAAGACAUGCUGAUGAUUACUCCCUAAACAAAGCUUUGCGUGCACAACUUAGGGGGCACAGAAAACGUGUAGCAGAAGAAGAGGCUGCUUCAAGGAAGCUAGGCUUGGGGAUAAGACUUCUUCCAAAAAGUGAAGAAGAUAUUAAAGCUGCCUCAAACGUGAAAUUCAAGACCAAGUUUGAUAAGAAUCGAAAGGACAAACGAGCACUGAUCCAUGCAUCUUCCAUUUUUCCCGAGUCGUCUUACUCGAUGUCAUCAUCGAGCAAGAAGAGAAUGGAGCUGGAAGCAAAAAGAAGGAAAAUAAGUGCAGCAUCAGCAUCAAGUCUGUUGAGAGGAGGAUUCAAAGCUUCAGCUUUAUCUACAAACCCAUCAGCAAGCAAGUCCAAGGUUUCAUCAGUUUCUGAUGUGCAAAACCUAACACCUCCAGAUAUGAGAAUGAGAAAUAUCGUGGAGAUGGCGGCACGUCUCGUUUCGAGACACGGGUCGGAGAUUGAGAAGAGUAUCAUGAACAUUAAACCCCAUGAUGAAAGAAUCAACUUCAACUUUUUGAAGAGCUCAGAAGAUCCUUUACACGGAUACUACAAGCAAAAGCUCACUGAAUACCAAGAUGACACAGAUACCGAAUUCAUUGAGUCACCUGCAUUUUCUUCCAGAAGAGAUCUUAUCAAGACGGUGGCACAUCUAAUUUCCAGAAAGGGGUUGGAGGAUGAAAGGGAGAUGAUGGACUCCUUUAUAAACAAACCAGGAUCUUUCGGAUUUUUGAAGAGCUCACAUCGCCAUCACGCGUUUUUCCGGAAGAUGCUUACCGAAUGCCGUUCUAGGAAUCAACAAAAUGGAGCUAAUCAGGGAGAUGAUGCUGCUACUACUGAUGAGAAAGUUCUUGUUAAGCCUCAGGAUCAGUUCAUUCUUCUGCCUGGUCUCAUGGAAAUCUGUCUUCCUAAAGGGAUGAAGAUCAAGGAGUUUAAUACUAUGAAGCUCACAGCGCAGUUUGCGGCUUGGUAUGGUAACCGUUUUUGGCUGAAAUUGAGAAAAAUACCUGGUUUCGAGUUCACGAAUGAAACUGAUAGCAACUUCGAUUGUUUCUUUCGGUUUCUUGUCGAGUAUUCCAAAGUAAUUACGCCCCCAAAAGAUUUGGGAGAAAAGAUGAGGAAGAGUGACGCUUAUGCAGCAGCCAUUCAGGAUGGUUUUUUCCGUCUUCUUCAGUGGGAUGUUCUCCAGCCGCUUGAAUGGCGGGAGGGAGGGGUGAUGUCAAUGGUUAAUUGGCAUGCUUCUCUCGAGAAAGAUUUUGCUAACGAGUAGGAUGAUGAACCUCAGCCAAACAGACAAAAGUUUGAUGAGUCUGCCACCCGGUGAUGUUUCCUUCGGGCUCCUACUAGACAUGUCUUCUUUUUUCUUUUCUUUUUUAGCUGAGAUAGAAGAGAAAUGAUGAUAAUUCUGCAUCAAAUAAAGAUAUUUUGUAUUA